AUGGAAUCGCAAGUGAAUGAAAAAACUCCGAUGGUCCCUGUUGGAGAUCCAGGUCCAUCUUAUGUUCUUCCGGGUCAUCCACCUCGUUUACGUGAACGUCAAGCAAAACAGUUUCAAUGUUGCAUUUGUACAGGACUUUUAUCAGCUUUCUUCAUGGCAUUAAUUAUAGCAGUUACGUACACAUUAUGGGGACCUUCAGUUAUAAAUUUCAGAAACUCAACAGAAGCUAAUGACACUCGAAUAACAAUGGAAGCAGACAAUCAACUGCCAACAAAUUUCUUCAUUCUGUUUCCAUUAACCGACGAACUUCAAACAAAUUGGACAAUUCAAGAACCAAAUGAAGAAGAAUUGAAGAAAGCACUCGAUGCUGGUAAAGAAGCUUUAGGUGAUAAGGAAAUGAUUGAAGAAAUUAUUCUUGCACCAGCAUUGAACACUCCAACAUUUCGUCAUCAACGAGCAGUUGCAACCACUCACGUUUCAAGACUUGCAUCUAAACGUGGAUAUGUUGAAGAUCAUGCAACCAAAUUUUUACUUGAGAAAUCUAACAAUAAAAGAAGUUACAAAAAACGUUGGAAUGUCGGUCGAGGUCCAAAUUCAAAUUUAACAAAAACUGACUCAAUCAAAUGUCGAACACAAGGAAAAUAUCGAAAUUUUGAUGGUACAUGUAACAAUCUUAAACAUCCACGAUGGGGCUCAGCUUACAUUCCAUUUCGUCGAGCUCUAAAUCCCGAUUAUUGUGACGGUGCAAUGUCACCUCGUUGUGCAUUUGAUGGAACGGAACUUGCAUCAGCUCGAGAAAUUUCGAUCACAGUUCAUCGUCCAUCUUACUAUACUGAUCCACAAUUUACCGUCAUGUUGGCUGUUUGGGGACAAUUCCUUGAUCAUGACAUAACUUCGACUGCUUUGAAUCAAGGUCAAGAUGGUGAACCAAUUGAAUGUUGUGGAGAUUCCGAUCCAAAGCAUCCUGAAUGCUUUCCUGUGCCAUUGGGAAAAGGCGAUCCAUACUUUGAUGAUUAUAAUCUCACGUGCAUGAAUUUUGUAAGAAGUGUCCCAGCACCGACAGACUAUUUAGGACCACGAGAGCAGUUCAAUCAAGCGACAGCUUUUAUUGAUGGUUCUGUUGUUUAUGGAUCAACAGAAGAGAAAGUCAAUGAGUUGAGAUCAUUUCAAGAUGGUUCAUUGAAAAUGUACGUGACAGUCAACAAUCGAACACUUUUACCAGUCAAUGAGAAUCCUCGUGAUGGUUGUAAUGAAGCUGAUGAGAACGCGAAAGGAAGAUAUUGUUUCGAUUCUGGUGAUGCAAGAUCAAAUGAGAAUCUCCAUUUGACAUCAAUGCAUUUGUUACUCGCCAGACAUCACAAUUAUUUAGCGAAAGGAUUAAAACGAAUUAACUCCGAUUGGGAUGAUGAGAAACUUUUCCAGGAAUCUCGAAGAAUUCUCGGUGCUCAGAUGCAGCACAUUACUUAUAAUGAAUUUUUGUCAGUCAUUAUCGGAAAAGAUGCAAGUGAAAAGUUCGGGAUUCUCUCGACACCUGAAGGUAUGAACGACACUUACGAUGACAAUGUGAAUCCAUCAAUGGCGAAUGAGUUUGCCGCAGCUGCUUUUCGUUUCGCUCACACAUUGCUGCCUGGUUUGAUGAAAGUCACAAAGGAAUUGAAUGACACGGAAGAAUCAAUUUCACUUCACAAUAUGUUGUUCAAUCCUUACUCCCUUUAUCGACCUGACGGCUUGGAUAACGCCAUUCGAACAGCAAUGAAUAACUCACUGGAAAAGUCAGAUCCUUACUUCACAACAGAAUUAACCGAGAAACUCUUCGCAAAAGAUGCUUCACCAAUGAUUUGUGGAUUAGAUUUAGUGUCGCUUAAUAUUCAACGUGGUCGGGAUCAUGGGCUACCUGCUUAUCCAGAAUGGAGAAAACAUUGUCGACUACCUAAGGUUGACACUUGGGACGAUCUUUCAAAAGCUAUCGACUCUCAAUCAUUUAAGACAAUUAAGGAAAUUUAUAAAUCACCUCAAGACAUCGACAUUUACACAGGAGGGUUGGCAGAAAUGCCAGUAAAAGGAGGCAUAAUUGGACCUUUAUUGACCUGCUUAAUUGGAGAUCAAUUUGUACGGUUGAAGAAAGGCGACGCCUUCUGGUAUGAGAGAACAAUCGGACAGCAAAAAUUUACAAGAGACCAACUCCAUCAAAUUUUCAACACAACAUUAUCGACGAUUAUUUGUCGUAAUUCGGAUGCUGUUGAAUAUUCUCAACGUUAUGUUAUGAAGCGAGUAUCUAAAACUAAUAAGAUGGAAAAGUGCGAUGAACUCGAUACUUUUGACUUUGAACCAUGGAGAAUGAAGCAAAAGUCGAAUAAAUUAGCACGAGUUGAAAUUCCAAGCGAUCAAUCAAAAGCAAAUGUAAUAAAAAAUUAAUUUGAUCUUAUUCUAAUUUUUAUUUCAUGA
Clunio marinus is the source of this 2445-nucleotide messenger RNA. The record is from the annotation of a GenBank genome assembly. Lineage: Eukaryota; Metazoa; Arthropoda; Insecta; Diptera; Chironomidae.